AUGGAACAAAUUAGAAGACAUGAGCAAGUGCGUAACUACAUCGCACACAGAGAGCGCGUAUUGGAAUCCAAAAGUGUGAUCAAUUCGCGGCCCGUCAGCAGGAGCAAAAGUGUUCCGGCCAGGCGAACUCCUAUGCAGAUGGAACAACAACGAAGGAUAUAUGUGGAGAACCAAAGACUUCUUCAAUCUUUGAUAAAGAUUUCUUGCGGAAGGAGUCCAUACUCACAAAAAACAUGA
Auanema sp. JU1783 is the source of this 237-nucleotide messenger RNA. Lineage: Eukaryota; Metazoa; Nematoda; Chromadorea; Rhabditida; Rhabditidae. The record is from the annotation of a GenBank genome assembly.